Schistosoma mattheei is the source of this 3664-nucleotide messenger RNA. The record is from the annotation of a GenBank genome assembly. NCBI's taxonomy places the organism in Eukaryota, Metazoa, Platyhelminthes, Trematoda, Strigeidida, Schistosomatidae.
GUGAUAACCUCAUAAAAGGUUAAAUUAUUCUUGUUGAAUACCAUGAUUAUUAGAUUGUCAUUUGUUCGUUUAGUAUUACUAAUAUGUUUUGUAGAUUUUCUAAUAUGUAUGCCAAAUAAUAAGAUAAAUUUUACUGGUAGUGCAACAACAACUACUACUACAACUACCACAGGUACUACUAGAACUGUCACUACUACUGAGCCUAUAACAACUACAACUUCUAAACCAACUACAACUCAUGGUGUAAUUACAACAACAAAUGGAGAAACCACUGAAACAUCACUGAUAGUAACAACUAAUGGUUCUUUGAGCAGUAACAUAACUAACUCAUCAACAACUUUGCUGAAUUCUAUAAACACUUCCUCACUACAUUUCGAUAAUUCAUCCUUAAAUGUAAGAGAAGAGAGUAAUUUAUCGAAUGGGACAAUAAAUACUACUGAGUUCAUGCAAAGUACAGCUUUGCCAACAACUACAAACAAUGACAUAAAUGGAACAACUAUCGGAUAUUCCAGAACAACUUUAUCGCCACCAAUAGAAAAACAUGCUAAUAACUUAACUAAUACUACUAAUCCUUCAACUAAUUCAUCUCGACGACACUCUAUAAAAGGAAGAGUUAUUUUAGCUACGACACGUGAACAAGGUAGUAGAGUAUGGGGAUUAACUGCAGCAAAAGCUGAAUUGGCUUGUCAUAGAUUUAUAACUAAUCGUAGAAUUACGUCAGCAUUAACCAAUCAAACAAAUAAUGGAAAUGUUAAACCAACUGAUUUAUAUCAAGGUCAUUUAUUAUCUGUUACAUCAAAUGAUGAGAUUAUACACUUAGUAAGCCUCAUGGGUACAGUACCAGUUGGAUCAUAUUGGACAGGGGGUAAAUUAAUGAGACCAAGACAUACUGGAGUGGAUGGUGAAAAUGCUACUAAGUGGAAAGUGAUGUUAAACUGGUCGGAUGGUCGAACUGCUCCUGCAAAAAUAUUGGGUAUAACUGAUGAUGAUGCAAAUAAUCUUGUAGAGGGUAUUACUUAUUGUCUGUCAUUAGAUAUUGCACGACUUACAUGGCAAGCUCGUGAUUGUGAACAUCGUUUGCCUUAUGCAUGCUUGAUUACUAGUCGAGAUGUUUUAAUUCAAACUACCACUAGUAAUUCAUCAAUAGUAGUUAAGACACCACAAGAAAUAAAUAGUACACAAAUUUCUGCUAAUCACAAUCAUGUUAUUUCAAAACGUCGUGAAACGGUGCUCGAAAAUUCUACUACAGUUAUUAACACUUCAGUAAAUACUAAUCAUUCAGAGAACAGUCAGACGAUUUCACCUUUACUGGAGUCCACUAAAUCUAUCCCAGCAAGCAUAACCAUAACACCAAAUAAUACAGAGAAUUCAACUCUUGGGAUAAAUUUUAACGUGUCAUCUGAGAUUCAGAAUACUUCACAGAUGGAUAGCACAACCCCAUCUAGUUCACGUUCUAUAGUAACUGAGGAUAAUAGUUUUAACCAAAAUGGAAAGACCGUUUCCGAGUCAACGAUCCAACUUAAUGAGCAGCGUGUACAAUUUACAGAACCCGCCUCUGAAACUAAUCAAACUUUCAGUGUUCCUUCUCUUCCUAAAGCUCAGGUAUCUAUGGAUGAUAGUGAUGGUAAUAAUGGUACCGGUGACGAUGAUGAUGGUGAUGAAGAUGAUGAUAACAGUGAUGAAAAUGGUAAUAACGGUCAAUUCCCUUUCAGUUCAAGUGGACUGGGUACAAACGAUCUGGAAUCCAUAUUGAUGAACAUUGAACGUUUACAUACAACAACACAUCUACCACCGUCAGAAAUUCCUACUACUACUGCUACUCCCACAACUACUAGUACUACUACAACUACUAUUACUCCCACCGCUAUUAUUACAACCCCGCUACCACUACUAUCGCUACUGCUACUACCAGUUCCAAUACUACUACUACUACUAUUCUUGAUAAUACUUCUACCAGUACUACUGCUACUUCCACCACUACUCCUACUGUUACUACUACUCCCACUAAUAGUACUACUAUUGCUUCCACAACUACUACUAAUUCCACCACUACUAAUACUGCUAUUCAUGAUAGUACUUCUACCAGUACUACUGCUACUUCUACCGUUACUACCACUCCUACCACCCCUGUUACCUCCACUACUACUACUCCCACUAAUAGUACUACUAUUGCUUCCACAACUACUACUAAUUCCACCACUACUAAUACUACUAUUCAUGAUAGUACUUCUACCAGUACUACUGCUACUUCUACCGUUACUACCACUCCUACCACCCCUGUUACCUCCACUAUUACUACUCUCACUAAUAGUACUACUAUUGCUUCCACAACUACUACUAAUUUCACCACUACUAAUACUACUAUUCAUGAUAAUACUUCUACCAGUACUACUGCUAAUUCUACCACUACUUCUACUGUUACUACUACUGCCACCACCCCUGUUACCUCUACUAUUACUACUGCUACAACAACAAAGACUAAUAAUAAUAAUACUAUUCCUGCUAAUACUACUACGAGCACAACUACUACUCCUACUACUACCAUUACUGCUGAAAUCACUACUAAUACUACUGAAAUCAAUGAAAAAAUAUCUACAGAAAAUACUAGUGAAGAUGUCGAGAUGUCGAUUGGAACAACAUAUGCACAAAAUACUUCAGAUAAUAAGUCGUUAAGGUCGCCUGUUUUGUUAAAUAAUUCCUCUGAAGAAAUGACAACCUCUACAACACCUGAAAUAAACUCACAAGAAUCGACUACGGUAAUGAUACAAGCAGAGUCUUUGAUGACAACGGUAUCCAAUUCGAUAGUAAGUGUUGAAACAACAUCAACGCCACUAAUUGGAUCUGAAAAAACGACGAUAUCCACAUCCGAGUCAUCAGAAGCGGGGAUCUCAUCUGUGUUAACAACACCAGUGUCAUUCCAAUCAACGGCAACAACUGAGCCGACGAUGCCUUCAGGACCUUCACCAACAGAGACAUCUACGUCACUAACCACGAAGAUUCAGAGUUCAUUACCAAUGUCCAUAAAUGAACCAUCCCCAUCAACAGCAUCUAUGGAGCUUCAAUCAGUGGGGACAUCUGAGGCCCUAACAUCAACGACAUCCCAAUCAAAUACGUCAGCAGAACCAACUACAACUCUGGAAUUAGAGUCAACAGAAAAUGUAGACUAUGUUAUCACAGCCAACGACCUCAUAUGUAUCAAUGACAGCAACAGAGUCUACGGUUAUGGAAACCAUAUCCUCUGAAACAGGAACUAGUUAACAUAAUGAAAGAAAGUAAUUUUUGAUUGAAUUAUUUUAAAUAAUUGAGUAACUAUUUAAACGAGUUCAGUUGUAAUACUAAGUUACAAAAUUUUCGACAUUGUAUUACAGCUAUUUUUCUUAUAUUUAAAGAUAAAUGAUGUUCUAAUAACAUUGUUUUUCUCAAACAAAACGUUAAGUUACAAUAUCUGUUGUAAUUCAUUACAAGAAGAUCCUUAUAAUUUACAGAAACAGAAUUGAAUAUAAAUUCAGGUAUAAAAUAUUUGUAAUCGUAGAAGUUAAAAACUACUGAUUUUUUGUUGGUUUGUUGACGCCUUCUAUACUCAUAGUAGGUAAUAUUAUCUUUACGAAUAAUUAUAUUGUUUCAUAUAACCAGUCAUUUUGCUCAAAAUAAAUAGAUGAUUUUU